CAGUAUCAUCCGUCUUACAAAAGUAAUACAAACUGAUCUAGCUCUCUUCUACAAAUUCUAGCAAAGCUGCAAGUUGAGGACAACGCGUUUUCGGCGCCUUCACGUAGCUCACACCGUUUUCUUGCAUGAGAUCAUAUCGCCAAAGCGCUAGGGUAUACUGAUUGAAAACAUCUUGGACGCAUCGUUAAGGACUUUUUAGGGCAAUCCUCGGUUUACGCUCCUGUGACAUCUGCCCAUUCAUGGCCGUGGCUGGAAGUGGGUAACAACCGCGGCUUGGUAAUGGCGGAUACAGACUUAGAGGAGGCGGCGAUCACCGAGCUUCGAUUACGCCAGGCGAAGGAACUACGCAACGUAACUCUCUUUAAGUCGCCCUUACGGACCACCUACUAUCUUCUGCGAUACACUGCGGAGGGGUUAUAUGCCGGAUCAAAGUGGGUUGCGGGCCAUCCAGUCACAUUGCUUGUCAUCGUGCCGGCACUGCUUGCCUACUCCUUCACAAAGUAUGGAGGAUAUAAACAGGAAGUGCUCACGGAAAUUGAGGAGCUGAUCAAGUAUGUGGUGUGGUGGGUGGGGCUGGGUGUGCUGUCCUCCAUCGGAUUGGGCACGGGCAUGCACACCGGCCUGCUCUUCCUCUUCCCGCACAUACUCAAGGUCUGCCUGGCCGCGGAGACGUGCGGCCACGUGCGCUUCUCCACGCGGCAGGACAUGUGGUACAGCUCGGAGAGCUUCAAGUGCGGCGAGUGGGGGCCGCAGGAGGUCACGUUCGGGGACCUGGUGGCGAAGGUUAUCGUCACGGCGGUGCUGUGGGGUAUCGGUACGGCAAUCGGGGAGAUCCCGCCGUACUGGCUGUCGUACUCUGCUGCGGUGGCGGGCCGUAAGAACGAGGCCAUGUUGGAGCUGGAGGAGGCCCUGAGCGCCAGCCCCGCCCAGCACCGCAACCUGCUGCAGCGCAUCAUCGCGCGUCUGGAGCAGUGGAUGGUGGGGUUCAUCCGGGGGCACGGCUUCUGGGGUAUCCUGGCGCUCGCCUCCUGGCCCAACGCCGCGUUCGACCUGUGCGGUCUGGUGUGCGGCAACUUCCGGUUUCCCUUUUGGAAGUUCUUCGGAGCCACGCUGCUGGGCAAGGGGGGGUUCAAGGUGCUGGGGCAGGUGGUGUUUUUCGUGUCGUUAUUCCGUCGGAACAGUCGUGAGGCGCUGCUCGCAUGGCUGGAGGGACUUGAGGGCUGGCUGCACCCCAGCCUGCCGGCGGGGCUGGCCAGCUGGCUGGGGACAGGAGGGGGCGCGGCAGCAGGCGGGGCGGCUGCAGCGGCUGCGGGAGUGACCCAUGGGUCGUCCUUGACGCACAACCUGCACCUCUUCAUCAACCGCUCCAUCGCAGACUACCAGGAACGGGUCCUGGCCAAGAGUGCGGCCCACUUGGCGGAGCGGCGCUGGUGGUGGCACCGAGCCGCUGCAGUGCUGCGAUCCCGGGAGGCGCUGUGGCGGGAGGUGGGGCGGGCGGCGGCGGCGCUGCUGCCGGACACGGUGGCGGAGGUGUGGGCGGGCGUCAUGGCGGCACUGAUGGCGGUGUUUGCGGUGUCUUGUGUGAACGCGUUUGCGCAGGCCUACCGCACGCAGCUCGACGAGGCGGAGGUGGCGGCCACUCGGCAGCAGCUGCGGCAGCGGCGACUGGCGCGGGAGAGGAAGCAGCAGGCGGGCAGGCAAGCAGGAAGCAGGGGAGGAAAGCGCUGGACUUGGAAUGAGGGAGAUUCAGUUGCAAGGCUGGGCGGUGCGAGGCUGGGCGGUUUAUAGGAAGGUUGGCGAGGAGAUGGAGGAGGGAGCGGUUGUAGACAGCUGGUUUAGAUGAGCUCGGCGUGGCACCGGUAACUGUCAGUCAUCAUGUAGUCAGCAGCUGUGUAGGUGUAGGUGUAGGGUGCGUGUACGGUAGUAGGGUUCCUUUGUCUCUCGCGCGCGAGUAGGUCGGCGAGUCGUUACGGUUAGGGCGGUUUAGGAGAGGCGGUUAGGAGAGCAGAGGAGCUGGCUGGCUAGGUAGCUUGUAGGUCGCGUUCGCACGCGUGAAGACAGGGAAGCAAGCAAGCGAGCAAAAGGGAGAGGCACCUACUGGCAUGUGCAUUACCCCUACUAGGGCAGCCGACUUCGGACUGGAAGGAGAAAGAGGAGGAGUAGCGCGGCCCCGGGUGAGCCCCACUGCACGUAUUCUGAGCUCUUUGAGCUGAGUGUGCGUGUUACUCAUGAAGCCUUGAAAUCAUGUCAUGAUACAUGCAUGGGGGGUUGACUAACCGUUAUCGGUUAUCGGAAGCUGCUGCUGCUGCUGCAUGAGGCCCUGGAGUGGCACCAGGGGAUUUCAAGGUGUUGUGCUGCCCUUUGCUCUUGGCAGUGGCGGUGGGCGGUCUCGGGCGGUGGGCGCAACGGCGGUAAGCGGAGUGGUGGUGA
Molecule: messenger RNA, 2430 nt
Organism: Astrephomene gubernaculifera
Lineage: Eukaryota; Viridiplantae; Chlorophyta; Chlorophyceae; Chlamydomonadales; Astrephomenaceae
Source: the annotation of a GenBank genome assembly